Eruca vesicaria subsp. sativa (arugula) is the source of this 1260-nucleotide messenger RNA. The record is from the annotation of a GenBank genome assembly. NCBI's taxonomy places the organism in Eukaryota, Viridiplantae, Streptophyta, Magnoliopsida, Brassicales, Brassicaceae.
AUGAUGAAAUCAUAUAUAUGGCUUGAAACUUCUGAUGGAUCAAUCCAACAAGUUGAACAAGAGGUUGCAAUGUUCUGUCCCAUGAUAUGUCACCAAGUGCUACAGAAGGGUGCUGGAUCUUCCAAGAACAAUGCAAUAUCUCUUCCACAGAAAGUCAGUCCUGCCAUGUUAAGUUUGAUUUUUGAUUACUGCAGAUUCCAUCAAGUACCUGGACGUUCAAAUAAGGAACGUAAAGUUUAUGAUGAGAAGUUCAUGCGGAUGGAUACAAAGCGGCUAUGUGAGUUGACCUCAGCUGCUGACAGUUUACAGUUGAAGCCUUUGGUUGAUCUUACUAGUCGUGCUCUUGCACGGAUUAUUGAAGGGAAAACCCCUGAGGAGAUACGUGAAAUAUUUCAUCUGCCUGAUGAUCUUACUGAGGAAGAGAAGUUAGAGCCUCUGAAAAACACGAUGGAUGAUCCACGUAUUCGACUCUUAAAUAGAUUGUAUGCUAAGAAGAGAAAGGAAUUGAAAGAAAGAGCAAAACUUAAGAGUAUAGAGGUUGAAGAACAUGUCGACGAGCGUUCUGUGGAUGACCUUUUAUCGUUUAUUAAUGGCCGAGAUCACAAAGUGGUAAAUACUUCCAAGAGCAAAAAGAAGAACAAGAAAAAGAAGGAACAUAAAAAUGGUAGAAUAAAUGGAACUUGUGAAGUCUCAAAUAAGGAUUCACAUAAUUUGCAUUCCAAGCAUCGAAGUGCUGAUGAGACUUCGUCCAGCUUGGGAAGUGUAUCUAACUUACUUAGUAUGGAAGAUGAUAUAUUUUCACCGAAGACGGAGUUUGAAGAAGAUGGUUAUAUAGAUGAUGAAAUUGAUCCAGCUUUGAAAGAAAUGCUUGAUAGGGAAGUAGAGGAUUUUGCUCGGAGACUGAACUCAAGUUGGGUUCUAUCAGUAGGACAAGAAAGACAGCCUGUGCACUUUUCCUUAAACGGCAAUGGAGCUACAAGGCGAUUGACAGGUUCAGCUGCAAGACAAAAAUGAAGAUGAUAACGCUAGCCUAAUGGCUGGAACAGUUUUGGUGAUCCCCACAUUUAGAUUUGUAAGCAAUUAGAGACGAUGGUAUUGCGUUUCAUGGGUGUUCCUCCUCCUCCUGUAAUGUUUUUUCCCCACAGUUUUGUUUCUUCUUCGUUAAUCCUAGAGUUUUAGGAUUCAGUUUUGCUCAUUUUUUCCUCAGUGAUCAACCUUUGUAUACCACUUUUUAAUUCAAAAUACUUUCCUGUAUUUUCU